CGAAACCCUCACGAUCUAACAAAUAACUACACAAUACCAAUUGAAACCUCCUUCGAAGCAAUUCCUAUCCCUGAUUCUUCCAAGCCCACUAUGCCAUCAGCUGUGAACUCUGUAGUCGAGAAUGACACACCUCUUUUCGCUCCCGACCUCAUCUCCCCCGAGGUAAUCUCCCUCCUCCCAACAGAUUACACCAUCCGGCCUAUGCGCCGCUCAGACUACAAUAUCGGCUACCUCGAUGUCCUGCGUGUCCUCACUACUGUCGGCGAUAUUAGCGAGGAGGCCUGGAACCAGCGAUAUGACUGGAUCGCGGCCCGUAAUGACGAGUACUAUAAUCUCGUCGUGUGUGAUGGGUCAGGCCGCAUCGUUGGUACUGGUAGCUUGAUUGUUGAGCGCAAGUUCAUCCACUCGCUUGGCAUGGUUGGGCACAUUGAGGAUAUUGCCGUGGAGCAGGGUCAACAAGGCAAGAAGCUUGGUCUGCGAAUCAUUCAGGCUUUGGAUUAUAUUGCUGCCCAGAGCAUUCUUGACUGCUCUGAAGCCAAUGAAGGCUUUUACAUCAAGUGCAACUUCAAACGCGCUGGCCUAGAGAUGGCUCACUACUACUAA
This is a messenger RNA of Penicillium taxi, 603 nucleotides long. It is a transcript of the gene gup1, whose product is annotated as glucosamine 6-phosphate N-acetyltransferase. The transcript is spliced from 2 exons. NCBI's taxonomy places the organism in Eukaryota, Fungi, Ascomycota, Eurotiomycetes, Eurotiales, Aspergillaceae. Gene Ontology annotation, biological process: UDP-N-acetylglucosamine biosynthetic process. Gene Ontology annotation, molecular function: glucosamine 6-phosphate N-acetyltransferase activity; monosaccharide binding. The annotation marks the transcript as partial. Gene Ontology annotation, cellular component: Golgi apparatus; endoplasmic reticulum; endoplasmic reticulum-Golgi intermediate compartment. The record is from RefSeq and is a predicted model, not a curated record.